Messenger RNA from Abrus precatorius (Indian licorice), 2133 nucleotides. Its product is annotated as E3 ubiquitin-protein ligase RFI2-like. Bases 551 to 1624 code for a protein of 357 amino acids. The transcript has 6 exons. Gene Ontology annotation, molecular function: ubiquitin-protein transferase activity. The record is from RefSeq and is a predicted model, not a curated record. Lineage: Eukaryota; Viridiplantae; Streptophyta; Magnoliopsida; Fabales; Fabaceae.
UAACGUGGUGGAUGACGGAGAUGAUGGAGGAGGAAAGUCUUUUGGUUCAGUGUCUUGUUCCAUUUGCCUCGAGAUUGUUGCCGAUAAUGGGGAGAGAUCCUGGGCUAAGCUUCAAUGCGGUCAUCAAUUCCAUCUCGGUAACUAUAAUUUCUCUCUCUCACUGCCCGAGAAUGCGAUGGAAUGAAUAAUAAUCAAGGAAUUUGAACGAUGUUAUACAUCUUGUGUGUUCAAACACCGAUGCCUCAAUCGAUUUUAACUACGACAAUUGAGAUCUGGAUUUCUGUUUUUAUUUUAUAAUUAAUGUUUUUAUCAACUAUGCUUGACUCUUACUCUCGAUGAUGUGUUCAUUGGCGUUGGGGUUAGGAAACCAAGAGAAAUUUUUUAGGUUAUGGGAUCCUGUUUGUUGUUGUGUUGAUUUGUUUAAAAGGAAAAUUGGGUGCAUUUACUGAUUAUGGCCAAAAGGGCAGCUUUGUGAGAGUCCUGUCGUGACGACAGAAUAUGGAUGAUUGGGUAAGAUUGCAUUGGUUCGGCAUUCAACAUAAAAGGAGCAAUGCAAUGCCCUAAUUGUCGGAAGAUUGAGAAAGGUCAAUGGCUUUAUGCAAAUGGUUGUCGGUCAUAUCCAGAAUUUAGCAUGGAUGAGUGGACACAUGAUGAGGACCUUUAUGAUCUUAGCUACUCUGAAAUGUCCUUUGGAGUUCACUGGUGCCCUUUUGGCAACUUGACACGACUUCCAUCAUCCUUCGAGGAAGGGGAGUUCUCAUCAAAUGCAUAUCAUGAUAUAUUGGGACAACAUGCCAUAUUUGCGGAACAUACAGCAGUAUCAUCUGCUAGUCAUCCUUGUCCAUAUAUUGCAUACUUUGGACCAAUACAUCCAUCCUCUUCCAAUUCGGGUGGAGCUGUAUCAGAAGCUUCAAACUUCAACCAUUGGAAUGGCUCAUCUGUGCCUAGUGACAUGCCAACCUCCUACACAUUUCCUGCUGUGGAUCUUCAUUAUCACAGUUGGGAACACCAUUCCCCUCCCUUCUCUACAGCAAGUAGUCGUCUAGUUACUGGUGAUCAGCCAUCAGUAUCACCUGGUACUCAAAGGCCAGCCAGGGGUGGUUCGGAUGUACCAAGAUCAGGAUCUUUUGUGCAUCCCUUCGUUGUUGGUCACAGUUCUGCUGCCAGAGCGGGGAGCUCAGUUGCUUCCUCAAUGAUCCCUCCUUAUCCUGGUAGCAAUGCUCGGGCACGUGAUAGAGUCCAGGCUCUUCAGGCAUACUAUCAACCACAGCAACCUCCUAACUCAACCACAAUGCGGACACCUAUUGCUUCUGGAACUCGAAGACCGAGCAGUCAUAGCGGAUCAGCUCAGUUAGCACCGAUGGCCACAUCACCCGACCAAAGUGGUGGCUUCUUUCUUAUCCCACCAAGUUUGUCAGGACGCAAUUUUCAAGAAGAAAACCAUCUACCAAGUCACUUCCAUGCUUGGGAAAGAGACCACAUGCCUUCGUUUUCUUUGAGCCAUGUUGAUAGAGAUUCAGGUUGGAGAGCAUACCACCAAGCCACCGGUAGGUCAGACCCAGGUAGGUCCAGCAGCUUUCGGUUAAGGCAUGGAUCAGAUAGGUUGCCUUCACAAAAUCGGUAAUACACUUUUAUCCUGUUCACUGUGAAGCAAACUACCAUUACUAUGGAAAAUCAGAACUUAUGUAUGCUUUGAGAAAUGUUACAUAUUGCUUUGGCCUUUGGGUCUGUCAUGUUAUGACAGUAUAUACUCUGGCUGGUCUUGGAAUUGAUUUUUCUGGCAGCCACGUGGCAGUGUGAUGGACAUUUGCUUCCUCUAGUUUAUUUGCCUCGGUGGGCAUAAAAUAAGAUGGUAUGUCUAGUUGGGGAAAUCAGGUUUUUGGAAGAAUUACUAGGGCGUUGUCAUUUCAUGUGAUAAAUCAGGUGGAUGAAAGCAGGUGUGGUUGGAUAUGUAGUGGGUCAACAACUAUUUAUAUUUGAUGACGCUCAUGCAAAUGUUUGUAUUGAGAAUACGAGUAAUUUUACAUCUACCCCGUGGCGCGAGUGAUUUGUAAACUAUUGUGCAAGAAUUGAGCCAAGGUAUGACGGACUCGCAUGAAUGAGAACUACCAUACCUCAGAAUUUUAAGUUCAG